Molecule: messenger RNA, 1251 nt
Organism: Symbiodinium necroappetens
Lineage: Eukaryota; Dinophyceae; Suessiales; Symbiodiniaceae
Source: the annotation of a GenBank genome assembly
AUGACUGGAUUAUCGCAGGUGUGCUUCGCCGCAGCUCUGCUCGUGCUGUGCUCUUCGAUCCGUUGUUCCGCUGCCACGCCGAGCGAAGAGCCAGGCUGCGCGGCAGACACAGACGUGCUGCUCCAACAGCGCCAUGAGAGCCCAAUCAGCCGAGGAAUGCAGCUGGCUGAGUUGAUCAAGCUCUCAGAUGAUCCAUCCGCGGCAAAGUCUGAGAUUGAUGUGCCCAGCAGGCAGGUCGUGGACAUCAACAUCGGAACGAACCUCAGUCCCAUGAAGUCGGCAGGUGACAACUUUCUCCUGCAGGUCGAUCCGCUCCCGGAUGUUUGUGACAAGCUGAAGAGCCAUCUGCAUGACAACAAGCAUGUGGCGGUGUUGUGCUGUGCAGCGUCUGGGGCGACCCCCACAUCUACAUCCUCGAUGGCGACAAGUUCGACCUGUUUGAGAACGGCACCUACCCCAUGUUCGAGUUCUCCGGCCAGAAGCUGGUGCAGCCUAAGCAGAAGGGACCUGCAGAGGUGGACUGGGAGCUCCAUUGCGGUGGCCCACUGGACGGUGCAGGGCUUGCUGCUGGAGGACCAUUCCAUGGGACGCUUCCGCCAGGCACUGGAAUUUUUUCCAGCAAGGACCGGGGGACCACGGUCGUUGGGGGGUGCUGAGCAAGAAUGGCCACACUGUGUCCUUGCUGGAGGACGAGGACUACGUCACGAGCUUCGAGUACGUCAACGAGAAGAGGAUCAGUCCACGCAUGAACGGUCAGCACGGCAGGAAGGACACGAUCGCGAUGAACACCGUUUGCAAAGCCCAGGGGCAUCAGCCUGCGUGUCAGCAUGCCGAACAUGGCCGACGGCCAGUUCUUGCAGGGCCAAAUCAACCCCCGCCGGUGGUAAGCACAAAUUCCAGACGAAUCAGGGCUGGGCAAAGUUGGGUGGCACUGCCGAGGUUGCGGAUUUCCUCGAGGGCCUCGAGGGCAAGCAAUGCAAGCAAGCCUUUUUCUUGCUGCAUCCUUCGAAGAUGCCGAACGCGCCAAGGCGGAGAAGCUGUGCAGGGGAAAUGAGUGAGGCCGAAGGCAUCAUGCACAGAUCUUCGAAGACUGCAUCUCGGACGUGUGUCGAGGUGGCGAAAAGUUUGCGAAAUCGGCAGCCGAGAUUCUGGCAGGUCUUGACCAGUGAGGCAAGCAGUGACGCAAGGAGUAGCAUUCUAUCGGAGAGGAUCCUUUUGCAGCCAUGUCAUCCCGUAAAGAUGUUGGGGUAG